UAGCUUUUAAGCUAAAAGAGACUCUUCCGCCCGGAGUUCAAUAAACUGAUCCCGAGGCCCGCAGGCUCCUGGCGGCUUCAGUUAUUUCCUCGUCACCCUCCGUGGACCAGCUUGGAGGUGUCUUCGCAAGCAGCCGCUGUUUUGGGGAGACAUGGCAAUGCUGUCGUUUCUCUUGAGCCGGGGAUCUUUCUCGGCUGGUCCUCCCCUUCCGAAGCUGCUGCGGGAAUUGAAUUUUGUGCACCGGAGCUAUACACCAAGUACCAGUUUGAAUGAAGUGGUCAUCGUCAGUGCCCAAAGGACACCUAUUGGAUCUUUUCUAGGAUCUCUUUCCUCACUUCCAGCUACUAAACUUGGUUCCAUAGCAAUUCAAGCAGCCAUUGAAAAGGCAGGGAUACCCAAGGAAGAAGUCAAAGAAGCAUACAUGGGCAAUGUUCUGCAGGGGGGUCAAGGACAAGCACCAACCAGGCAGGCCGUGCUUGGAGCAGGUUUACCUAUCUCCAUUCCAUGCACCACUGUCAAUAAAGUUUGUGCAUCAGGAAUGAAAUCUAUUAUGAUGGCAUCUCAGAAUCUAAUGUGUGGCCAUCAGGAUGUGAUGAUUGCAGGUGGAAUGGAAAGCAUGUCUAAUGUUCCAUAUGUCAUGAACAGAGGAUCAACUCCUUAUGGAGGAGUAAGACUUGAAGAUUUAAUUGUGAAAGAUGGACUAACCGAUGUCUACAAUAAAAUUCACAUGGGUAACUGUGCUGAGAAUACAGCCAAGAAACUUAACAUUUCACGAGAAGAACAAGAUGCUUAUGCCAUAAGUUCUUAUGCCAAAAGUAAAGCAUCUUGGGAAGCUGGAGUAUUUGCAGAUGAAAUUACUCCUGUUACAAUUUCACAAAAAGGUAAACCAGAUAUAGUGAUAAAUGAAGAUGAAGAGUAUAAGCGUGUUGAUUUUAAAAAACUCCCAAAGCUGAAGACAGUUUUCCAAAAAGAAAAUGGCACAGUGACAGCUGCCAAUGCCAGCACACUGAAUGAUGGAGCAGCUGCUGUGGUUCUCAUGACAGCAGAUGCAGCCAAGAGGCUAAAUGUUGAGCCAUUAGCAAGAAUAGCAGGAUUUGCAGAUGCUGCAGUAGCACCUAUUGAUUUUCCAAUUGCACCUGCUUAUGCAGUACCAAAGAUUCUUAAAGAUUCGGGAUUGAAAAAAGAUGAUAUUGCAAUAUGGGAAGUAAAUGAAGCUUUUAGUUUAGUUGUGUUAGCAAAUAUGAAAAUGUUGGAUAUUGAUCCCAAGAAAGUGAACAUCGAUGGAGGUGCUGUUUCUUUGGGACAUCCAAUUGGGAUGUCUGGAGCAAGAAUUGUUGUUCACCUGGCCCAUGCCUUGAAGAAAGGAGAGUACGGUAUUGCAGGGAUUUGCAAUGGAGGAGGUGGUGCUUCAGCAAUACUAAUCCAGAAGUACUAGAAUGGAGCAAGUACCCUCACCUGUAUUUGUGAUCAGAAGAGACCAAGAGACUGAUCAGUUAGUUAAACAGUUACAAGUGUGAAAAGGACAACAUUAUGGUGGCACAGCAUCCUGGGUAUAGCAUAAAUAAACAGUUUUCUUGUCAUCAGAUUUGGUAAUCUAAGACAUUUUUAGCUAAAAAGGGCAUCUCCAAAGCCUUUUCAAUUUCCAGGAAGAUGAUCUUGAACAUGAUUGUUGACUUGAAAACUUUGCAAAAUUCUGCAGUGCCACAGUGGUGGGAGCAUUAUGAGUGCCUUUCAAAAAAAAUCCGAAGUUCUUUUCAAGAAAAAUGGGUGUGAAAAUGACCUUGUAUUGUUUUUCUAUUUUGAGGUUUUUCCUCAUUGCUCUGAUUCUUCUCUUAUGUUAUUAUGUAUAUAUAUAACCUAUAUCAGACUACCUGCUGUCUAGGGGAGGGAGAAGAAUCUGAAAUUGGAAAGCUUGUAUAAACAAAUGUUGAGAACUAUUUUUACAUGCAACUGGAAAAAAAUAAAAUACUUUUAUCAGAAAAAAAUGACCUUGAAGAUUUUUCUUCAAGCAAUUAAUUGACAUAAUUGAUUUACCUUUUCUAAUUAAUUUGAUUAGUAGUUAAAAAUGUUUUCCAAGAAGUUGGACCAGAGCCAACAGCAUUUGACUAGAAAGUUGAUAGUGAAUCCAGCCUACAAUUUUUUUUUUUUAGUGAGGCAAUUGGGGUUAAGUGACUUGCCCAGGGUCACACUGCUAGUAAGUG
Dromiciops gliroides (monito del monte) is the source of this 2201-nucleotide messenger RNA. RefSeq names its product acetyl-CoA acetyltransferase 1 (gene ACAT1). Bases 152 to 1435 code for a protein of 427 amino acids. Gene Ontology annotation, biological process: fatty acid beta-oxidation. NCBI's taxonomy places the organism in Eukaryota, Metazoa, Chordata, Mammalia, Microbiotheria, Microbiotheriidae. The record is from RefSeq and is a predicted model, not a curated record. The transcript has 12 exons. Gene Ontology annotation, molecular function: acetyl-CoA C-acetyltransferase activity.